This is a messenger RNA of Alosa sapidissima (American shad), 2501 nucleotides long. It is a transcript of the gene sap30l, whose product is annotated as sap30-like. Bases 578 to 1114 code for a protein of 178 amino acids. NCBI's taxonomy places the organism in Eukaryota, Metazoa, Chordata, Actinopteri, Clupeiformes, Clupeidae. The record is from RefSeq and is a predicted model, not a curated record. Gene Ontology annotation, cellular component: histone deacetylase complex. Gene Ontology annotation, molecular function: protein binding; transcription coregulator activity. Gene Ontology annotation, biological process: regulation of DNA-templated transcription. The transcript has 4 exons.
ACGUUCUCUAUUGUACAAUCUGUUCAAGAGAGGUCUUGUGUCGAGUAAGACUACCGUGUCUUCACGUUGCAUGCAGUUUACGAGUGUACGAUUUUAGGUAUUUUUGCAAAGUUAUUUAUUGUGACUUAGCAAAAUCGAGAGGCCUGCAUUAAUGUCAGGUUAUUUGAGGUUAAACCUGCAGUUGAGUAUAACUGUGUGUUUCUCAUAACACCAAUGUGUAUGGCAAAAGGUUUGCUUACUGCUGGAUAGAUAGCAACUACUUAGCUAACGUUCGUUACCUGUGUAACUAUUGGCAAACGUUAGCAAAGUUGGCGUAAGUUGUCAGUAGAGUAGGCAGUUAGUACGUUACUCGGGGUCAAGCUUCGUAGUAACUAUGUGUAACGUUAGUUGCGACGAACUCUAAAGAUAAUGCGACGUGAAGCGGCGGCGUUUUGAGAUUUUCCAUCUCCGCUGCACAUUUUCCGCCAUUCAAAGGAUUAACGUUUGUGUUACUUGCGAGCGAGCUAGCUAGCAUCGUUAGUUGCCUUGUCAGCCUAGACAUCUAGUUUAAAGCAGGAGCAAACAGCAGAAGUCCAACAUGAAUGGUUUUAGCACAGAAGAAGACAGCCACGAUGGUCCCCCUGCUCCGCCGUUCUAUGGGCAAAGCUGCUGUUUGAUUGAGGAUGGUGAACGUUGCGGCCGAUCAGCUGGAAACGCCUCCUUCAGCAAGAGGAUCCAGAAAAGCAUUUCUCAGAAGAAACUGAAGUUAGACAUCGACAAGAGCGUCCGCCAUCUGUACAUUUGUGACUUCCACAAGAACUUUAUUCAAAGUGUUCGCAACAAAAGGAAGAGAAAAACCAGCGACGAUGGCGGAGAGUCUCCUGAUCAUGAUGUUGAGGUGCCUGAGGUGGACCUGUUUCAACUGCAGGUGAAUACACUGCGACGCUACAAGAGGCACUACAAACUCCAAACCCGGCCGGGACUCAACAAAGCCCAGCUGGCUGAGACGGUGAGCCGUCAUUUCCGGAAUAUUCCUGUGAACGAGAAGGAGACGCUCACCUACUUCAUUUACAUGGUGAAGAGCAGCAAGAGUCGACUGGACCAGAAGCCGGACAGCAGCAAACAGCUGGAAUGAGUGUCACUGGGAGGCACAAAUACAAAACAAUAACAGUAGAGCUCUACCGAGGGACAGCUAGCUGCCUUUGACUCCUACCCACUGUCUACAGAGUUGGGCAACGGUCUACAAGUCAAGAUGAAGGCUUAAAUACAACAAAAGAAAAAGACAACAAAAAAAAUCCACAUCCAUUAGGGUCAAGCAGUCUAGGGUAACUGCCUUAAGAAUAUCAAUAUUAUUUCGUAUCUAGCUUUGACUGUUAUCAGAAUAUGAUUUUCCUGUGCCAAACCAUAGGGAAAGGAAAGAAAUGUCAACGGACAUGCUUAAGGUUUUAUAUAUAUAUAUAUACACAUAUAUGCUCAACAUGGAGGAGUAGAGGUGGGCAAAGAAAGCGCUGGCUGGCUCGGAGUGCUAUAUGCUCUUCAACACUAUAGCAGUGUGCUUCUGUGUGUGUCCGUAAGGGAGGGAAGGAGUGAGUGAGUGAGAGUGUGUGUGUCUGAGUGUGUGUCUGAGUGUAUGCGUGUUCGCACAUACCUGCACCAGAUGGGUCCUUUUCUGAUGUGUCUUUUCAUUUGCUUAGGAACUAGCAGCAUGAACAUAUAUAUAUAUAUAUUGCUUUGUCUUCAUGAAAUGUCAGUACUUCUAUAUGAUGGAUUUUUUGUAGACAAAUUAGAUUUACUGUAGAACUGUGUUCUGGUCAUUUUUAAAUUUAAUACUGAUGUGUAUCAUAAUUUAUCUUUGUGUUUUCAGCUGUAAAAUAGACCUGAGGUUACAAGGGUGACCUUUUGUUAAUGUGAUUUAAAAUCUAUACAGCUCUCGUUAAAAAGAAAAUAAAUGAAUACAAUUUAAAAUAAAUAAAUAAGUAAGAUCUACAAUUCUGAUGUCACACCUUGACAUAACUGUAAUGGAAUGCUGAUAAGAGUAUUGGGUAAGGAGAUAGAGGGGACUAUUUAUAUACUAAUGAAGGCAAUGGUGGAACAUUAAGCCAGAGACUCUUUUCUGACAUCAGAACUAUGUGAGUCUGGACUGGGUCUCUCAAAACCAGUUGCUCCUUGGGUCAUUAGAAAUCAUGUGGUUGUGUAAGUGAGUAUAAUUAAUCAUGGAAAAACUUCUCAAUGCCUGCUCACAUAGACCACAUGCCAAACGCUGGCUUAGCCGAUGGUGCCCUAGUACUUUUUAUUAGUUUCGUCUUUGUUUUCACAUGUGCUUUUUUCCUUAACACACAUGGCCAUGCUAACAUUUCACAGAUACCUUAGUGUCACUGUGAGUUGUUUUCUUUUUCUUUUUUCAGCAACUUUUUAAAUUCAUGUUUUUUAACACAUUGAUUGUGCUAUGUUGACUUCCUUGUAGUAGGGCACCUGUAUGUAUAUGUCUGUGCAUUGGUUUAAAUAAACUGGUUAUAUACAGA